UAUUGGGGCCUCUUCCUCUGGGUCUGAAUCAGUCGGUGACCCCGCCCCCUGGAUUCUGCAAGACCCCACCAUGGGACAUCCCUCACCUGCUGCGGUCUGGACCUGGAUGUUCCUGCUCUUGCUGCUGGAAGCCUGGACAGGACGCUUGAGGGCACAGGAGUCCAAGGUGCUGGGCGGCCAGGAGUGUGAGGCCCAUUCGCAGCCUUGGCAGACGGCCUUGUUCCAGGGCAUCCGGCUGCUAUGCGGGGGUGUCCUCAUCGAUGAAAACUGGGUCCUUACGGCAGCACACUGUAAAAAACAGAAGUACACAGUACGCCUGGGGGAUCACAGCCUGAAGAAUAAGGACAGUUCAGAGCAAGAAAUGGCUGUGGCUCAAUCCAUCCCGCACCCCUGCUACAACAGCAGCAAUGAGGACCACAGCCAUGAUCUCAUGCUCAUCCGACUACGCGGUCGGGCAUCCCUGGGGCCCAAAGUGAAGCCCAUCAACCUGGCGGAUCACUGCCCUGAAGUUGGCCAGAAGUGCACCAUCUCAGGCUGGGGCACCAUCACCAGCCCCCGAGAGAAUUUUCCUGACACCCUCAACUGCGCAGAAGUAGAAAUCUUUCCCCAGAAGAAGUGUCAGGAUGUCUACCCCGGGCAAGUCACAGAUGCUAUGAUUUGUGCAGGCAACAGCAAUGGGGCCGACUCAUGCCAGGAAUGGAGACAUCAGCUCAGUUCCCUCCAAGUAAUCCUCACUGUCUUCUUUCUGGAUUGGACCUUUGAGACACCAUUCUCUUGCCUCCUUGGGAGAUUCCGGGGGUCCGCUGGUGUGUGGUGGUGUUCUCCAGGGCAUCACAUCCUGGGGAUCAGACCCCUGUGGGCGGCCUGACAGACCUGGUGUCUACACCAACAUUUGCCGCUACUUGGACUGGAUCAAGAAGACCAUAGGCAGCAGGGGUUGAUGCUAGAACAAG
This is a messenger RNA of Ailuropoda melanoleuca (giant panda), 953 nucleotides long. RefSeq names its product kallikrein related peptidase 8 (gene KLK8). The transcript is spliced from 7 exons. Gene Ontology annotation, cellular component: secretory granule. NCBI's taxonomy places the organism in Eukaryota, Metazoa, Chordata, Mammalia, Carnivora, Ursidae. The record is from RefSeq and is a predicted model, not a curated record. Gene Ontology annotation, molecular function: serine-type endopeptidase activity. Bases 71 to 868 code for a protein of 265 amino acids. Gene Ontology annotation, biological process: memory; neuron projection morphogenesis; proteolysis.